Molecule: messenger RNA, 1379 nt
Organism: Manihot esculenta (cassava)
Lineage: Eukaryota; Viridiplantae; Streptophyta; Magnoliopsida; Malpighiales; Euphorbiaceae
Exons: 2
Coding region: 174-1247 (357 amino acids)
Source: RefSeq, a predicted model, not a curated record
GGGUUCCCCAAGUCCUGAGACCUCAAUCUUUCUCGCUCUGAAAUUGUUGGAUGAUGGAGUUGUCCCAGAACGCUUAGGAAGAUCAAGAAAUGAGAAAAAUAUAAGCAGGGAUAAGUGGAUGAUACCCAAAACUCCACAUCUCCAACAAACACUAAAUUCUGAUCUUUACGAUCAUGGAAAGCAAGACCAUCGAAUCUCGAGAUCCGGAGUUGGAAGAGAGUUUCUCAUUGAGCAGCUGCUACGAUUUCAAGUACUCCUCUUCCUCUCUCACUAUCUUCUCCGAUAACGAUCAGACUGAUCAUGACGAUGACGAAUCCUAUAUUGAAAUUGCGCUUGAACCCGCGGCAUAUCUCGGUGAUGGUGAUACUGGUGGCGGCAAUGGAGGAGAGAACUGUUAUGAUGAUGAAAUGGAGCUUCGUAUAUCACUUUCAUCCGGUGUUUUCCUCCCAGCCGAAACAAGAACCACGGAGCCAUACGAGUCUGUGAAUUACUGUACGUCGUCUUUGUCGUCGUCCUCCUCCUCGGUGUUUACUUUCAGCUCUUCCUCCACAGAGGCAGAAAGUCAGCGGAAUUCACAGGAGGAAUACAAGCUUUGUAAUUCUAGCUUGCAGAAGACUAUUAAAAGCAAGGCACAGUUUCCGGCAAUCGAUCGCUUUGUCAAUGCGUUCACUUACAAUAUCGGGGAAUCGUCGGAGAUUGACCUAAGAGAUGGCCGUUCUCAAGACGCCAACCACUUGGACCUCGUAGCUGUCAGUAAUAGCACAAGCAACCCAUUGAAGAUAACUGCACCAAGGACGACUGUAAACAAUGGCACCAUGACGAAGGUCUUUACAAUAUUUCGUCCCCUAAAAUUCAGAACAUUACUUGCAUCGUUUCUCAAGGCCUCCCAGGCAAAAUCUUCCGUUGACAAGGGAAAAGUACGAGGAGAGAAAUUUUGGAGAUAUAACCAGAGUCUAACCAAGCAAACAGUGGAGAAGUGUUCAGUGGAAAGGAAGAAAGGAGAGAAGUCAACAGUUAUAGAACUGAACUGGGACACGGCUAGAGGGGUUUUAGAAGCCAUGACCAUGAGCAUUAGGAGUAUUGGUCGCAGAGAAAGAAGAAUAAAAGGCUGUGCUGAUUCAACUACGUCCUCCCCAAUUCACCAGCGAUUUCCGGCUAAAAGUUACAAAAUUUCAUCAGCUGCCCCUGAUAACUCUAUUCAGGCAGCUAUUGCUCAUUGUAAGAAAUCAUUUAGCCCAGAUGUUUGAUAUUUUGUUCCUUUAGCGUCUCCCUUACCCUUACCCUUACCCUUACCCUUACCCUUACCCUUACCCUUACCCUUAUGUGUAAUUUCCAUACAAAUUAAUUCUCAAUGAAUAAUAUGAAAUCCAUUACAGUGA